Molecule: messenger RNA, 1620 nt
Organism: Stomoxys calcitrans (stable fly)
Lineage: Eukaryota; Metazoa; Arthropoda; Insecta; Diptera; Muscidae
Product: arrestin domain-containing protein 17
Exons: 4
Coding region: 310-1485 (391 amino acids)
Biological process (GO): protein transport
Cellular component (GO): cytoplasm
Source: RefSeq, a predicted model, not a curated record
CAAAGAGAGGUUUCAAAAGAUCUAUGGGAAAACAUCUCACACACACCAUCUCAUUUUUAUUUUGAACACCGCUGAACUGCAUUAACAUACAAAGUGGUGUUCUGUUAUGGUUUUGUUGUGAGCAUUUGAGAAAUCUCCAUUUAGUAUUGUCCCAAGCGCCAAUGGAUAAACAUCUUGGAUAGCCGAACAAGCAACAAAAACCAGUCAUCAUUUAGAUAAACAGGCACAACUUAUUGUUGCUGCUGUUGUGCAAAUUAUACAAGUUUUGAAAAUUAAUUGAAACAAAAUAUUAAAUAUUCGCAACAGAAGAUGCCUUCCAAAUGUGAAUUUCAUUUGAACAGUCCCAAUGGGGUUUAUUACAGCGGCCAAUGUGUUAGCGGAACUAUUGUUUUGAAAACCGAAUCCGAGAAAGACAUACGCAGCAUUCGCAUACGUUUCUUGGGUGAAUCCAAGGUUAGAUGGGAGGAGCGUGAAUCUUAUAGAUCAAAUGGCAAAACCAGGCACAGAACUGUCUAUUUUCGAGCCAAUGAAGUGUACAUUGAUAAUACCACAAUGGCGCGUGGCGCUGGAAAAAUGCCUCGCGGAACAUAUACAUUUUCUUUCAACAUCAUUUUGCCCAUGGCUUGUCCCACAUCGUGUGAAGGCAAAUAUGGGCAUACACGUUACGCUUUGUGGCUGAUAGUGGAUAGACCUUUGCGUUUUGACAACGAAUUCAGUAAACCUUUGACCGUACUUAGAACAGUGGAUCUCAAUUUGAACCCAGCAUACAAGGUACCUGUGCAAGCUGAGGAGAUGCGUUCUUUGGGAUGCUGGCCCUGCAGCAGUGGCAAAAUUACUUAUAUCCUGCGAGUACCCUUCGGUGCCUAUGCUCCAGGCCAAACACUACGCUAUUCGUUGCUUAUACAAAAUCAAUCUAUGGCCGAUAUAAGCGGCUAUGAAGUCGAGUUUAAUGAAGUUGUAACAUUUACAGCCCACACACCGCGUCACAAGACACGCAGAACAGACAACACACUGGCCCAACAAUCUCAUGAGGAUAAAUGUUUACGCCUCUCAAAUCGCGAAUUCCAAGGUGAAUUGGUCUUACCCUCACUUCCCCCGGACACAGAAGGCGGUGGCAUUAUACAAGUCAGACACUCAUUGGAUUUUGAAUUGGAAGUGGAUGGCUGUCAUACCAACAAAAAUAUAUCGAUUCCCAUAUUCGUUGGCACUGUGCCCAUUAGGGAAAGUCUGAUGAACAUGCCGGUGGCAGGGCCUUCAGAGCCCGUUGACAAUCGUUUUAUGGAUAUUUUGCCAUCGGCCCCACUGCUGCCACCGAAUAAAGACAAUUCGGACAAACCACCAUCCUAUGCAGAUUUUAAACCCCCAUCGUUUGAAGAGGCCGUCCGCAGUUCAUCACCUUUCAAGGAUCCCGAUGCUAAUGAGCAUUCCCAGGUUAUUGGCUUUAGGCCUUUGUAUCCUGUCUAUCCAAACGCAGAUCAAAGCUAGUAACUUUUAUUUACUGGGAACUCUGCCAAUUAGCCAAAUAAAAGUAUCGAGUGAAUCUAAGUCAAAUGUCCUUAAUCAGUUGUAAUACCUCACCACCAAACUCCUUAUGAAUAAAACAAAUUUUUCAUUAUGCUA